Drosophila melanogaster (fruit fly) is the source of this 2450-nucleotide messenger RNA. RefSeq names its product tumor protein p53 inducible nuclear protein (gene TP53INP). Bases 543 to 1706 code for a protein of 387 amino acids. Lineage: Eukaryota; Metazoa; Arthropoda; Insecta; Diptera; Drosophilidae. The transcript is spliced from 5 exons. The record is from RefSeq and is marked reviewed. Gene Ontology annotation, cellular component: cytosol; nuclear body; autophagosome.
CAUCAUUCGCUCGUCAGUCGUUGUUGCUAGCAUACGUCACGGAGUUCCUGUAGCGCUGCUCUUCUCCGCACUCUCACCCCCGUCAGUUAAGCAAAAACGGAAGUAAUCAGCACAAAAAACAAUAAGCACGCCAAUUAAAAAACAUUUCGAAAACUGUGUAAAAAGCCUUGCUGGUGCAAAUUAUUGCAGAGAAUACGGGUAGAUUCCGACACCGAUCGAUCAAUAAACUCCGCGCAGCAACUUCUACGCUACGAAGAAAGAGAAACAGAACAAGACAAGAGAACAGCGUACAAACAAGUAACAUAAACAAAUACAAAAAGAAUUAAAUAAAAGACUGAGCAACGUUCAAGCAAAUCCAAGGAACAAAACCAACAGCAACAUAAGCAAUCUCCCACAAAUCGUCUCUCUAACUGUGAAACUAGGCCCACAAAAAUCCGAGUGGAAAAGCGCAUCUUUGAUCUCAGCAACCCCGCAACCAAGAAGCAAUAAAAAGAAAGAGCCAGCGCACUUUACCGCCGGAUCAGCCGCAUUAACCUUGUAUAAUGUUAAGCAGCCUCGCCUCGUAUCUCUUUGGAUCAGCUACAUCCGAUUCCAUUAGCCAAGAAGCCAAUCCCGCCCAGAACCGAACGAACGCCUCGAACGCGAACUCUAGCUCGAGUCCCGGCCCGACCAGCGAUCCCGCUGCAGGCGAUGUAAUUGAGGUCACCUCCUCGACGCCCUCGGUAGCGGGCAGCAGUCGUGGGGCGGUGCGCGCCUCCAACGGCAAGCGGGGCAAGAACAGGCGUGGCAAGCAGCAGCGGACCAACCAGCAGCAGCGGAAACAACAGCCAGCGAUCACCAAAUUGCUGACGCCCUCCGGCGAGAUCGUCGACGAGGACUUCGACGAGGACGAAUGGUACAUUGUGGAGAAGGAAGACGAGGAGGACGACUCCCUGCCACGCAGCGACUCCGAGGAGGAGCUCUCCGUGGUGGAGGUGUCGCAGCCGCGGGGCGGUUCCAACAACGCCUCCUCUCCAAUGGUGACCGUGGCCACUGGCACGGCGUUCAACUGCCGCCGCCGGCAGGGCGUCAACUCGUGUUCCCUGUACAGUGGGCCCCGGCCGCAGCAGCAACGCAACUAUCUGCAACGCUCGCGCGUCUCCCGGCCGCUGAGCAUCAGCACCCUCAGCCCGCCCAGAAGUGUGCCCGCCCUGGGGGCCGGCGAUCAUGACACGCUGACCCAGUCGCUGUACGUGGCCUCGCCGAGCGGCAGCGACCAGGGUCAGGAUCACGGCCAGGGUGCUAACGUGCUGAUGGAGGAGUCCUGCAUGUCCGUUUAUCAUAGUAUUAGGUCCACCCAGGAGGGAACCGAUAGUUUUGUUAAUCUUGAUCUCGGGGUGUCGACGGAGGUGCCGCAGCAGCGGGAGGAGCCCGAGCCGGAGGCUGAGCCGCAGGAUCAGCGCCAGGCUCUCCAGGAGCAGCAACGUGCCCCCAACGCUCGCUUCGAUAGCCAUGCGGCCGUACAGUUGAAGCAGCAGACGCUGGCUCGUCAGAGUCAGAAGAGCAAGAACAAGAAGGAGCACCAGCAGCUCUGCCGCAGUGCCAUCAAGCGGGCCAACAAGGUGCGCGACUUCCAGGCCAAGGCCAACCGCCCGCGCCGCUCGGAGAUGCAGCACUGCAAGCUGGUCAGCGGCGCCAACAACAACCGCAGCAAGUGCUGCUACUAGGCGGCCACCACCCACGCCACCCACAACCACCCAACACCAACACCACCACCAUGCCUCCAGCGCUCGAGGAGCCGACGGAGCCGUAGGAGGAGCAUUACAAUCAUGGCAGGCGACGCGAUUUUAAUUAGUAUUUUAACCUUACCCCCAGAUGAAACGAGAGAAAAUUCGCAAAAAAAGGAAAAAUGCCACAAAAAUAUCAAAAAUCUAGCAGCUACAAGAAACGCAUAUGUUUAAUUAACUAAACUUAACAAAUACUUGUGUAAAAACGAAAAAGAAAAGCAACAAAAAAAUUUAACUAUCUGUGUAAAUGCGUAGGUUUUAACGUUUGCCGUUUCAAUUUCAAAACUUAUAUGAAAAAUACCAAAAAAAAAAAAUGCAAUAAAAUUUUCAAAAUGAUUAUGCAAAAAAACCCAUGAGAAAAUACACACAUGAAAAAUGACAAAAAAAAGCAUGUAUAAAAUAAGCAACAGAAACGAUUUUGUUAAUGUAGCUAAGAAAACUAUUUUAUUUAUUUAACAAUCAACAACACACACACGAUUACUUUAUGGUAUGUUUUGCAAAACUUUAUGUUUGUUUGUGUGAUCGGUCUCUGAAUAUCGAUUGAUUUGAGUUUGUAUGAAUUUCCGUGUGUAAAGUGUAUGCUUAUCGAAAUGUAGGAUAUAUUGUAUUAAACCCCUGGCACCAGAUCUAAUGUUCUAUUGUAUGCCUGAUUAUGUUGGAAAUGCGCGUGCGUAUGUAUGAAAC